AUGCAUGGGGAAGGGAGUCAUUUCUUCCUUGGUGCCGCCAUUGGUGAAGGCCUGGUCCAGCGAGGACACAACGCCACACUUCUCAUCAGCAGAGCAUACGAACACCGUACCAGGGAGCCCAAGUACUCCAAUCUAUCGUUCGAAGUGUUUGACCAUCACAAGAGGUCCCUUCAAGAGGUCCGAGAUUUCUGGAAGAACUUCGGUGUUCUUUCGCUUGGGAAAGGUGAUGAUGGUCUCAUUAAGACUGUGUACUACUUGAUCGAAUCGAUGGCAGAUGACUGCGAGGAUCUCGUUCUCGAUAUCGAGCUCAUGAAGCGCCUGGAGGACGUCGACGCUAUCGUUGUCGAUAUGACUUGGAUAUGUGGUAUAAUGAUCAGAGCCGCGCUGGAACGCAACCUGAACUACUCGAAGAAGAUAGCCCUGGUGACUCUGACACCUUUCACACCUCAGCCUAUUGCGUUGUUUUCGUACGGUUCCUCGUACAAUCCAGCAUACCAACCAGAACUCAACACGGGUUUUACCGACAGGAUGAGUUUCUUAGAGAGGACAGCCAAUCUCCUGCAGUCUGUUGUCUACGCGGUGCUUGGUGCUGCUCUGACCAUACCGGUCUACAUGCGCGUAGGGGAGAACACAGGACUUGAAGAUGUCAUGAGCAUAAAGAUGUCUCUCAUGAACGAUCUUGCCGACUUACACCUUCAAAACUUUGAUUUCGCCAUCGAGUUCCCGUUCCCGAUAUCACCAAAUGUGAUUCCAGUCGGAGGUGGGCUGACAGCAUGGCCACCUACACAACUUGACCAGGUGAGCAACUUUAUAAUUACGGGGCUAUAUUCCUUCUACUAG
Strongylocentrotus purpuratus (purple sea urchin) is the source of this 840-nucleotide messenger RNA. Its product is annotated as UDP-glucuronosyltransferase 1-6-like. Lineage: Eukaryota; Metazoa; Echinodermata; Echinoidea; Camarodonta; Strongylocentrotidae. The record is from RefSeq and is a predicted model, not a curated record. Bases 1 to 840 code for a protein of 279 amino acids. The transcript has a single exon. Gene Ontology annotation, molecular function: UDP-glycosyltransferase activity.